Schistosoma mattheei is the source of this 6084-nucleotide messenger RNA. The record is from the annotation of a GenBank genome assembly. Lineage: Eukaryota; Metazoa; Platyhelminthes; Trematoda; Strigeidida; Schistosomatidae.
GCACUGAAAAGGCGCCUGAUUCGACGUUCAUGCUACUCGCGGAUGAGUUAAUGAUAUGAAGGCCCCCGAAGGUUUCCGGCUGCCUAACCCAAUUGAUUUCGAACUCAUCCUCCACCAGAGUUGCCAAAAUACUUAAAGCAUCAGGUUUACGACAAACCUGAGGUGUUUGCGAAAGUAGACAGUCAUGCAAUCCAGGUUGCAGAGUACCAACAUCCCACAUUCAGGGACCUGAUGUGGGAUUUGCUAUAUCGGUACAAAUUAGAUGAAUUAGAAAGGGCCCGUGUAAUAUUCCGAUGGAUGACUGCGAAGGAUAUGCAGAAUAUCCACUUCGAAAAUGUUCCUCCCGAUUCUCCGGAAGACGUCCUCAUGUCCUUCAGCACCAACCGCGGCACGUUUUCCAGGAUGUACGAAGUAAUGUGCAAUUAUUCUGAAAUUCACUGUGUCACCGUCAGUGGAUAUGCCAAAGGUGUUGAUUACCUUCCUGGUGACAAAUUUUGUGGUCUUCCUCCCAAUCAUUCAUGGAAUGUCAUUCAUAUUCGAGGAUCUUGGCAGCUUGUUGAUGUUCAUUGGGCGGCUCGCUACCUAAGUUCGGGAAAAAAUGUACCUGAGAAUGUUGUCUAUGAGUAUGACGAUUUUUACUUUAUGAUGGAACCUCAGCAGGCUGUUUACAGCCAUUUUCCAGAGGAUCAGAGAUGGCAGUUGUUACCUGUUCCCCUCACACUUUCUCAAUUUGAAAAUUUACCACUUACAAAGUCUCAGUUUUUCAAAUGUGCAAUUGAUUUCUUACAACAACAUCACGGUGUUGUUCGAACCCAGGAUGGUUGUCUGAGAAUGACACUGGGGUUUUGGCGUCCUGGAGGUUUCACUUAUAAAUUACAGUAUUUGGUUACCAGCUACAACAAUCCUGACCUUGACUCACUUACUGCAUAUCCAAGCGAACUGACAGACCAAGUUCCUAAUUUGAAUGUUGAUUUGAAGUGUUUCGUUUUACAAGAAACAACGAAAGAUCGUUUAAACUUUUUCUUUCGACUCCCAGCUUCUGGAAUUUACUACCUCACCAUAUAUGCUCAGGAACUAUCAAGUCUGGCUGUUGGUCGCGAAAGUACUUUUCGAGCCGCUUGCGAAUAUAAAAUUAUAUGUAACUCACCAGCACGAGAUGCCCAACCGUACCCAAUUUGUCAUGACGCUAAUUGGGGACCAGCUUGGUCUCAUGUACAUCACUAUGCUCUUGAACCAAGCCAUACAGAGGGUGUGAUCAGUAUACCUAACGAAUUAGACUCCUCAGUUAACUCCAACGGACAUCAUACACCACUACCAAAAACGGUCGAUAUACGGUUUCAAAAACACCGACCUGAGGUUAAUUUACUAGCAAAACUUCAUCGAAAUGGAGUGUCGGACGACUUUCUUGAUCAGUAUCAACGUGUCACUGAGACAGUGCGUGAAACUUUAUUUCAUGUCACUCUACCUGAACCUGGUGAAUAUGGACUUGAAGUAUAUGCAAAUGAACCAUCUGAAGGUGAUACGUAUACACAUAUGUGUCAAUAUUUAAUACAUUAUGAAUAUCCAUCAAACUGGAGUAAUAACUGUAUACCACGAUUAACAACUGCUGGUGCAGAUGCCGGUCCAUCCCCUGUUGCUCAUCAAUUUUGGCAUUCUAAUGAAAGAACUAACAAUAACACACGUAACGGAAAUUUACCAAAAUACUUAUCUGCAACUUUUAAUGAACCAUCAUUGAAUAGUAGUGGUUCAUUAAGAGAAAUGUACAAUUAUGAAUUAGAUGCACCGCCAAUCGGAAAUUUGCCUAAAUUAUAUGCACACUCACAAUACGAAAACGCAAAUCAGCCUAAUUUAAAUCGUAUAAACAAUUACUCAAUGAAUAAUAAUGAUAAUUUAUGCAAACCACCGUAUGGAUAUGUACCUUCGAAAAGUAAUCAUCUUAUGAAUAAUGAUCCUACAGCUUCACCACCCAUUGUACCGUCCUCCAAUGAUCGACUAUCAAAUUUAAACCAAAAUUUCUCUAAUAUCAAACUUAAACAAGAUUCGUCAUUAAAGCAUUCUCCUCGUGUUGAUGCUACUUCGGGUGGAUUAUAUGGUUACAAUCCGAUUACUUCAGACUCACCAGCUCUAAAUUCCAUGAAUCAUGGUACUAAUCAAACUGUCUAUUCGCCUUCAUCAUCUCUUGUUGGACAAAAUCAUACUGGCAAUGGAAUACAACAAAAGUAUACAUCUAGUACUAGUCCGCCAAUAAAAUACCAAAAUUCUGUUCGCUUCGAACCUGGAUCCUCUAGUUAUGUUGGCAGUAAUGGAAGUAAUAAUACAAACAUGUGCUAUGUAUCACCUCCUGGUUCAUCAAACUCCAGUAGUCUACCUUAUUAUAACAAACAACAGUAUGAUCAAGUCACAUCUACAACUGGAGGUCUUGGUCGAAGUAAUCAACCAGCAUCAUCAUCGACUAAUCAGUUUUACAAAUUUGAUCAAAGUACAGCUAAUUGGAGUUCUGGGCCGAUACAACGAGUUCCUCCAAAAGAAUUUGCCCCAAGUCCUUUGUCAAUGGAUACAUUGGAAGACAAACCAAAACCACAAGAAAUUCCGACAACUACUGAAAUGUCAUCUACUCCUUAUCAAUCAUUUGACAUCUUUCGAAGAAUUGAUGAACAUGCUGUCUCUGUAUCACAACAACAGCAAGAUAAUUUUAAUCAGUUAAUUUGGCAAUUAAUCUAUGCACGUAAUAUUACUGAUGAAUUGGAAAAAGUCCGUGUUAUCUUCUUAUGGUUGUGCACUAAAGAUCUACAUAAAAUGAAUUUUGACCAUGUGAAACCAGAUAGUCCAGAAGAAAUCUUGAUGGGUAUACGUACUGGUAAAUCGACAUAUGCACAAAUAUUUUAUACAUUAUGUCGUUAUGCUGGUUUACAUUGUAAACUGUUAAUUGGUUAUGCCAAAGGUGCUGAAUAUGCCCCUGGUAUGCAUUUUUCUGGUCGCCAAGGUCAACAUUCAUGGAAUGCUGUGCUUAUUGAUAAGUGUUGGCGUUUGAUUGAUUGUCACUGGGCUGCACGUCGUUUAAUUGGUAAACGUCCUAGUCCAGACAACGUACGCUAUGGAUUGGAUAUGUUUUAUUUCUUAGCUAGUCCAAGUCAGUUGAUUUAUACUCAUUUCCCACAUGACCCCGACUGGCAGUUAUUACGUCAUCCAGUCUCACUAAAAGAAUUUGAGAAUUUAGCUCCAGUCAAAUCUGCUUUUUUCAAAUACAAUUUGGAUCUAGUUACACAUCGUAAUUCUGUGAUUGUAUGCUCAGAUCCAGAAGUUCGUAUUGUCAUAGCUUUUCCAUCGGAUUCUAAAAAUGAUUUAUCAUUUACAUUUGGCUUAUCAUUUGAUAAUCAAGAAGGAAGUGAGGAGUUUCGUGGAAUUCCUUUAACUCGAUUCGGUAGACAAGAAACAUUGAUACGAGAGCAUACAUCAGUUUUCUACAUUAGACCACCAAGACCUGGAGCAUAUAAAUUACUUAUCUAUGCUAAACAACAUCAACCACAUCAAAAUGGACAAAAAGAAGGUCUCGGUAUAGUCAGUAUGAUCCCUGAUGACUUAAGUUCUGAAAAUUUGUUUGGUGCUGUUUGUGAGUAUCGGUUAGUAGCGAAUUUUGGUUCAAACUGUUCAUUACCACCGUUUCCACCAUGCCAAUCAUCAAGCUACGGACCAAAUGAGUUGGCUAAAAAUUAUCGAAUAACAGCUCAACGUGUUGAUUGUACAUUACGUGCUAUACGUGGUACUUUGGAAAUACGUUUUGGUUUAGGCUCAUUACCAGGUUGUCCACCGCCACGUUUAAUGGCUAAACUCAAAUGUACAUUAGUUGCUGAAAAUGCUCUUUCAAAAAGUUUACUACAACGAAGUAUAAAUGGGAAUUCAGAAGCUGUAUUUGCUAUUUUCUUACCAGAAGCUGGAGAAUAUGGUCUAGAAGUGUACGCUAAUGAUCCUGUGAAAGAUGGAAAUUCUUUCUUUGUGGUAUGGCAAUAUAUUAUUAUAUCAGAUUGUGAUUCUCCAGUUCGUGGUCUACCAACUAUUCCGCCAACUUAUUUAGGUCCAGUUUCACGUUUUGAUUCAAUGGGUUUAAAAGCUUUAAGUCAUACAGAUCCAUUUAUUCAAGCUAAUACUGGUGAAUUGUGUAUUCAAUUUGCUCGGCAUCCUGAUAAACCUUUACGAAUUAUGGCACAAUUAAUACACUGUAGUCAUGAUGUAUCGGAAGAUUGUUCACAGCAAAUUCUUCAACAAACACGUGACUUCCAAAUCUACUUUGUUAUACGUUUCCCUCAUCCAGGAUUUUUCAAAUUUCAAAUAUAUGCUCUUCCUUAUACGGAACCAGGCGAAUCACUUCCUAGUGUCUAUAAUUAUCUAUUGGAAGCAACUCAGGUUAAUCGUGGAAGAAAUGGUCAUGUAAUGUGUUUUCCACAACAAUUCGCCCAAUGGAAAGAAGGUUGUUAUCUUCAUACACCAAUGGAUGGUAUAUUAUAUCCUAGUGGAUCAAAUCAACCAACUGCUGAUACUGUACCGUUUCGUGUCACCAUACCAACUGCACAUGCAGUCGCUGUUGUUGUCGGUGAAGAUUGGACACAUUUAAGUAAAGUUAAUGAUUGUUGGAUUGGUCAAGUUUGUCUAAAACCGUAUUGGGGCAUAGAAAACCAAUUAGCAUUAUGUGCUAAGUAUAAUGUUGACGAUGGAAACUAUGGCACUCUAUUAGAAUACCGAUUAGCUAAACGGUAAACAAAAAUAAAUGGAAAGAUGGAAGAUAAAGGGAUUAGAUUUUACUAAAAAAAACCUUAUGAUAUAUAUAUAGAUAUAGUUUCACGUGGUGUACAACUCAUUCCUUGUUCCCACAUUCGUCCAACUAUUCUAAUCAGCUUAACUCAAUGUGUAAUUGAAAUGUGUUUCAUCCCAAUUUGUUUGUGUUUUAGUGGCGGAUAAUUGGUUCAUUCCUUUUGCAUCCCACACUUUGAUCAUGUAAUUUGCGGAUCUUGCUUCAUUGAAAUGAAAUUUGUGCAUAUUGAUUUAUAUGUGUACGUGUGUGUAGAUCCUUAUAUUUAUAUUCUGCUUACUGGAGAAGUAUGCAUACACAUACAGUUACACAUCUCUCAUAGAGCUACUUAUCUUCCCUUCCCUCUAUGAUUUUUCCACUCAGCAAACACAAAGUACACACAUACACAGUUUUCUUUAUCUUCAAUCACUUAUUACUUGACAGAAUAAAGCCUGAACAGUAAGAUCAUUUCUUUGUUUUAAUAUAGUUAUUAUAAUUUUCGUAAAGAAAUAUUGUGCCUUAUUUAAUAAUGGUAAUAAUUAUUACUAUUAUUAGUAUUAUCAAUGUUUUUUACACCACUAUUAUAUCUGUUAUGUUAUGAAUACUCGACUACUCUAAUUUAUAAUUACUUUUUAUUUAUCUAUUCAAUAAAUAAAUCAUUUUAAGUACACAAACAUGUCGUAAAAUCUAUCACUGCCCUCUCCAACACACCUAGAAGUUUAGUAAAUAAAUGAGACCAUUAAUAAGUUUGCUGAAUGAACCGUGAUGAUUGUUAGUUGCGAUAAUGUAAUAUUUUGUUCUGUAUUUAUUUCUAUUUUGUUGUUGUUCUUGUUAUCGGCAAUUUUAAUGAUCUCAUCAUGUUUAAUUAAUCAAACAAUCCAUCUAUUGUGUAUUUAUGUGUGUGUUUGUGUGGUUACUUUCAGUCAUAAAUAACUAAUUAUCUUUUAGUUUUUAAUUUUUAUACCUAACAUUCACUUAUUUGUCUUCCAUGUAAAAUUGUAAUUUAUUUUUUGUACGUUUAUUUUGCUUAAAAAUACACUUGGGUUAGUCAUGAUGAAUUAGCUAAUAACUAAUUAAUUUAUUGAAUUUCAUCUCCACCCUGUAUUUGUUUAGCACCAUUAUUUCCUUCUCUACUUCACUUCACUUCAUUUAUGUCGUAUUUUCACUGAUGAAUUCUAUGUAUGUAUGUCUUUAAUAUAAACAUUUUCUCUUAGUAACUGUUGUAUUUGUAUUGGGGUUAAUUGGAAUGUAAGAUAAAACUAAACAAAAGCCUUCAUUAAAUGUAAAAUUUAAUAACUAUU